Molecule: messenger RNA, 2961 nt
Organism: Rhodamnia argentea
Lineage: Eukaryota; Viridiplantae; Streptophyta; Magnoliopsida; Myrtales; Myrtaceae
Exons: 4
Coding region: 372-2639 (755 amino acids)
Biological process (GO): regulation of photomorphogenesis
Source: RefSeq, a predicted model, not a curated record
AAAGAAGGUCGCUCGGCUGUGUCAGUUCUCUUUCUUCUUCUAGUGCUUCUUCAUAUGUAAGUUCGUGCCAAUUUCCAAUUACAUCGUCAUCGUCUUCCUCUUCUCUCUAAUCGAAAUCACCAGCUUCAUACAGUUGCCGAAGCUUCCCUGACCUCGGAAUUCUCCUCGUAGAAGCGAAGUAAGGAAGCCACCCGUCCUAGUCGAUGGACUCCUGUUCCCGUCUCCGCUUCUGGAUCUGCUUGGGCAAGCUCUGACGGUGAGUUUGAACUGCUAGAGCUGCGAAUUUAUGGUUUUUGCUUCCCCCAGCUGACUACAGGUUCCCCUGGAAGAGGCAUCAUCUAACUCGGAAGCUUUCAUCAACUUUCUUUAUCAUGUCGAAGCAUGCUGAGCAGUCAUUUUAUCAAAGUAAAGAAACAACCGAGCAGUCUUUGCAUUCUUAUGAAUCUGUAUGGUUGGCUCACUGGGCGCGAACAAGGCAUAAAUCCGUACCCCUUACUCGGAAUCGGUUAUCAACUAAUCAAGAGUCCGUGGAAAAUGAUUCUGAGGGUAAGCGGAACUGGCUUGUUAGCACACCAGAUAGUCUGUGUGAAUUAGCUGGCAAACAAUUUUGUGAAGUAGCAGCAUCAGGAUCUGUUAGAAGGCAAAACGAGAAUCUAGUGAUGAUUUCAGAAAAUUUCAUGAAAGAAAGAUCACCCCAGCCCUUUGUUUUGUCUGGCCUUUCCCCAAAUGGAGAUGCUUCUUUGACUCUUAAGAAUGACGAAGCUGCUGACUUUUUUGCUGAAUCAUUGAGGCCACAUGUUGGUACAAAUGCUUCUCCUCUAUGUCUAGAUAGAAAAGAGAGAACAUCUUCUUGGGCUCCUCCUGAGGCAGAAACGCAAUCAAGGGAAUGCCAUCUUCAAUUUAGAGAUUCAAGCUAUAAUUCCGGGAUGCCGGUGAAAUCACAAAGUUUUCUUGAGAAGAAGAAACUAGUUCUUUCUAGCUCUUUUCAUGAUAAUCAUGUAUCAUCUAGCUCUCAAGGUAUUCCAGAUGGACAAGAAGCUGGGGGAACUCCCAUUGUUACCUCCCUGGAUCGGCAAAAAAAUAGUACUACAUUGAGCACUUCUUUGAUGGCCAAAGGACACUUCAGGAACAUCCAGUUUUCUCAGCUGCAGCAUGACCAUCGUGACUAUCACCCUUGCUCAGCUGUUUGUAUUGAUCAGAAGAAAGAUGAGAGUACAUUGCACUCCCACAUGUCUGAGACUGCAAUAUGUGAUGGUGCUCCACUACUAAAGGAUAAUAGCACAAGCAAAAACCCGACAACAGUCUUAGUAGGCAAAAAGUACCAGAAAAUUCAAGAUCGUUUCACUAAUAAGUUAUUUCCAUGCCAGAGCAGUCCACCAGAGGGGUCAAAGCCAGAAAAAUUACUCCAAGAAUAUUCUUCUCGACCAAGACACUCUCUUCUGGAUCUGGAAACAAUGAAAAUAUGUGCCAGUGCAGACUCUGCUGAAGGAUUUUCAAGUUUCCAGCCAAAAAUUUCUCAAACAACACAUCACUUGUUCUUUGGUAAGAAGUUUGGUGUUAACUCGUCUGAAGGAGGUCAAAUCAUCAGGGAGUCAACAGUAGCCGCCAAAUAUAAUGGGCAUGCAUUUGGUGAACUUCUUAGCUUGUCUCCAAAUGAUUUUCGUAGUCAGCGUGGAGUGAAGCUUCAACCUUUAUGGAGCUCUACUACAGACAGUGAAGAAAAGGAAGAUGCCGCAGAUGGCAGAGCUUCUGCAAUUGCAAUAAAGAAUGAAUCAUCUGCAGAAACUGAUACAAUGGAUAUGGAUGCUUUUCGGGAGAACCAUCUUUCUGGAGAUGCUUCAUCACCGGUGAACAAGGACAUUGUUAUGCCUCAAAAGCUAUCACUCUCUCUGGCUGCAGCCACAUCAGAGGGUGAAGUUGGAGGUAAAGCAGUAAAUGGGGAUUUGCCUGAGGCAAAAGCCCCAAAACGGAAGUAUCUUGAACUUACAUCUAUGUCAAGCUCUAUUGAUGAGAGGGAGCCAAGUACCUCAAAAACCCAGAGUUUGGACGUGGAGCAUCUCUUUUCUCAUGCUGAUCAGGCGACAGAUUCCAAAUCUCAAACUUACUUCUGCAGUCAUGGGAAAACAGAGCAAAGAACCGGAUGGCUGAAACGAUUGAAGAUGAGCACUUCUGAGACUUUACCUCAUGGUGAUGAAAGCUUAAAAGUUGGGGAUGCUUGUUCCUCUGGAAAGGACAAUAAUUUAGUUGGCAAAGUUAUGAAGCAGAGGACGACUAGCCCAGAACAGAUAAUUGGUAAUUGUCUUGACAAAGAACAGAUGGCUUUAGGUCAAUUUGCUUUGUUAGCAAAAGGUGGUAAAUCAUCUUCCAGUGGUUCUGUUGGGAAGAGUCGAGAUGCAUUGCUUUCACACCCUUGGAUUCAGCGGUGGUGUCACAACCAAGUUGCUUCCUUGCAAAAGAAGCCUGAAGCCUUCGUGCUCUGCGAGCCACGUAGUACAAAGGCAUCACUCGAUGAGUUUCGAAAGAAACAAUUUCCAAGCAUAGCUGCUAUGGCUUUGAUGGGCAAGGCCAUGAAUGGCUUUAACCCCUGUGAGUUCAGAAAUAGAGGAACUUAUGUCGUCUGGAAUACUGAAGGAUUAUGAAAGGACUCUGACUGGAGCAAUUAAAUGGGUGGAUGAAGAAACGAAUCGGGAAAGACUUCUUGUGCUGCUACACUGGUUAUGAAACUGGUAAGAAAUAUUUUCGCCUCUUAGUUCUUACAAAUGAAGUGAACAUGGAGAUUUUGAAUCCUGAAUGUAUUCCCAAUGUUUGUUUAAUUUGGAGGAGGUUUUAAAUUUUUGUUCAGGGAGUAUGUGCAUGAUUAUAAACAGAAAUACUCCUGGAGAUUGUGGUGGAGACUGCCGAAAUGAAGUUCAUCACAUCUCAUGUACAGGUUUUAGAUUAUAUGGUAGUGAGCUUACUCAA